AUGGGGAUGAAAUUUCUGAACAAGAAGGGAUGGCAUACGGGGAGUCUCCGUAACAUCGAGACCGUGUGGAAGGCUGAGCAGAAACAAGAGGCCGAGCAGAAGAAGCUCGAGGAGCUCCGUCUCCAGAUCGUCCAGGAGAGAGAGCGUUCUGAGUUUCGCGCUCUUCAGGAACAAGCCGGUCUCGUCCCGAGGCAAGAGAGAUUGGAGUUUCUGUACGAGUCAGGAUUAGCUGUAGGGAAAGGGAAUGCGAGUAGCUCAGGGCAUGGCGUUUCUUUUCAGAAAGAAGAGCAGCCUUUAGCCCAAGCUGAAGCUGGUACCAACGAGAAGCCAGAUCAGUCGGCUCCUGGUGCACUGUUUGAGGAGAAGGCGCAAUCUGCUAAUGAUUCUUGGAGGAAACUUCACUCUGACCCGUUGCUUCUCAUCAGGCAGCGUGAGCAGGAAGCUCUUGCCAGAAUCAAGAACAAUCCUGUCAAGAUGGCUCUUAUCCGCAAAUCUGUGGAAGAGAAGGGAAAGGAUAAAGAUGGUGACUCAAAGGAGCGCAAGAAGAAGCGUAAAAGUGGAAAGCAUCGCAAGCAAUCUUCAUCCAGACGGCACUCUGAUUCUGAGGAAGAUUCUGGUGAGGAGGAUAACGGAAGAAGAUCCAACCGUCACAAGACAUCUGGCACUCAUGACAAACACUCUGAGAGAACAAGGUCAGAUUUUGAGGAUGAGCCAAAUAGAAGAGACAGCCGUGGUCAGCGCUAUGAGAGACGAAGAUCAGAAUUGGAUGAUGAGUCCAAAAGAAGAGAAAGUCAUGACAAACACUAUGAGAGACGGAGGUCAGAUUUGGAGGAUGAGUCAAAAAGUCAUGAUAGGCACUAUGAGAGACGGAGGUCAGAUAUGGAUGAGUCAAGAAGUCAUGAUAAGCACUAUGAGAGACGAAGGUCAGAUUUGGAGGAUGAUUCCAAAAGAAGAGACAGUCGUAGAGAGCCUCCAGCCAGUGAGACAUAUCGGAAUCGGUCUCCCACCAACCGCUUGGAGAGGGAGAAUCUCAAGAGUUAUGGUCAAGAGGAGAGAAAAAGGAAGAGUGAUGAUAUAGAGACUGAGAAACAUCCCUCCAGAGAGAACGAGUUCCAGAACAGACGAAGGAAAGGUGGGUCUAAACUAUCAGAAGAAGAGAGAGCUGCAAGAUUUAAGCAGAUGCAAAUGGAUGCAGAGGUGCAUGAGGAACAAAGAUGGAGAAGGUUGAAGAAGGCUGAUGAGAAAGAUGCAGUGGAAGCUGAUAAGAACAAAGUAUCUACUGGGAAAAACUUUCUGGACGAUGCAAGCAAAAAUGUCUAUGGAGUUGAGAAAGGUGGAAGCUCAACGAUUGAAGAAAGUGUUCGUCGCAGAAGCUACUAUUCACAGCGUGGAUCUGAAGCUGAAGGCAAUGCGUUUCGCCGUUGA
This is a messenger RNA of Microthlaspi erraticum, 1425 nucleotides long. The record is from the annotation of a GenBank genome assembly. NCBI's taxonomy places the organism in Eukaryota, Viridiplantae, Streptophyta, Magnoliopsida, Brassicales, Brassicaceae.